GUUAAAGAGAUUCUUAUUGAGGAGUCAAAUGUCCAGCCUGUGAACAGUCCUGUAACUGUUUGUGGAGAUAUCCAUGGUCAAUUUCAUGAUUUGAUGAAACUUUUCCAGACUGGUGGACAUGUUCCUGAGACAAAUUACAUCUUUAUGGGUGACUUUGUUGAUCGUGGCUAUAACAGUCUGGAAGUUUUCACUAUUCUUUUGCUUCUUAAAGCCAGAUAUCCUGCAAAUAUAACCCUUCUGCGUGGAAAUCAUGAAAGCAGGCAGCUAACACAGGUGUAUGGCUUUUAUGAUGAGUGCCAGAGGAAGUAUGGAAAUGCCAAUGCAUGGCGGUAUUGCACUGAUGUAUUUGAUUACCUAACAUUGUCGGCCAUUAUAGAUGGAACUGUUCUUUGUGUCCAUGGUGGUCUUUCUCCUGAUAUACGAACAGUUGAUCAGAUAAGGGUUAUCAACCGUGAUUGUGAAAUUCCUCAUGAGGGCCCCUUUUGUGACCUUAUGUGGAGUGACCCAGAGGAUAUUGAAACAUGGGCUGUCAGUCCUCGUGGUGCAGGUUGGCUUUUCGGAUCCAGGGUGACAUCAGAGUUCAAUCACAUAAACAAUCUUGAUCUUGUUUGUCGGGCACACCAACUUGUCCAGGAAGGUUUGAAGUACAUGUUUCAAGACAAGGGCCUUGUAACUGUGUGGUCUGCUCCUAAUUAUUGUUACAGAUGUGGGAAUGUAGCUUCAAUAUUGAGCUUCAAUGAGAAUAUGGAGAGAGAGGUGAAGUUCUUCACAGAAACUGAAGAGAAUAAUCAAAUGAGAGGGCCCAGGACUGGAGUCCCAUACUUUUUAUGAAGGUGGUGUUUUGGUCGACCCGUUUUCAGCAUCACAGAUUCCUGCCUUCACCUGUAAAUUUUUGCUGCAAAAGUUAGAAGUUCUUCAUGUGUGGAAGGUUAACGGCAUGAUCUGAUGGAGCCUUUAGAGACUUUGCAAAACGAUCCUACUACGUGCUGGCUGCUUUGUGGUUUUGCUUCAGAUUAUUAAUUUCUGUUGUAUGUUAUGAUUCUUGUCACCAUGACGUUGUUUUAUUGUUUUUUCUAAAGGUUAGACACUGAGUCUUUCAUUGGGAGGUUGGGAGGACAAUUUAGGGCUUUAAAGAGGAGGCUGAGAGCUUCAACCGUAAAUCUGCAGUAAUUUCAGCCAAGGCCCAAGGAGGAUGGCUUGGGUUACAUUACUCCCAGACCUCUGAUUUCUAGAUUCAUUCAUGUUGCAGACAAUCUGACAGUUUUGUUAACUCAAGUUUUCAUGUAGAGCAAUUUGAAGAAGGACAAACACACAAGUCCAUAACUUUUUUUUUUUGUCAGCAAUGGAGUCUUUUGUCCC
Molecule: messenger RNA, 1359 nt
Organism: Elaeis guineensis (African oil palm)
Lineage: Eukaryota; Viridiplantae; Streptophyta; Magnoliopsida; Arecales; Arecaceae
Product: phytochrome-associated serine/threonine-protein phosphatase
Molecular function (GO): protein serine/threonine phosphatase activity
Source: RefSeq, a predicted model, not a curated record